Rhopilema esculentum is the source of this 2943-nucleotide messenger RNA. RefSeq names its product UPF0598 protein CG30010. NCBI's taxonomy places the organism in Eukaryota, Metazoa, Cnidaria, Scyphozoa, Rhizostomeae, Rhizostomatidae. The record is from RefSeq and is a predicted model, not a curated record.
GCAGGAAACUGUAGAAGUCGGGUCUUUUGCAACACACCCAAUAGAAUUUAUUUGAUCAGUGAAAUUUGUGGGGUAAUAGUGCCUUGAAGAAAAUCAUUCCAGCUCCAUCCAGAUCAAUCUUAGCUUUGUUAGGGCUACUUUUUAUUUGAAUGAAACCAGUGGCAGUAAAGACAGUCUUUUUUAAAUUGAUUAGGAUUUAGGUUUCUAUAAUUAAGCACUUACUCCAAAGAAAUCCAAGUUUGGUUACAAGACUGACAUCUAGCACUUUUCGCUUUCUUUAUUAACAAAUUAACUUGGAUUUUAAUCAUGAAGAUACAAGGAUUCAAAUAAGAGCUUUUAGCAAAAACAUUUUGAAAUGCAUGCUAUGAAACCUGUUUUGUUUCUAAGCUAGGUGGGAAGUUAAGAAAUUGAUUGAUUGUAAUUAUCAAAGAGUAACUAAGAGUCCAGUCAACUCUCUGGGUUUCCCUGGGACACCCCUGACUUUGCUUGCUUUCUCCCAGCCUCCUGGUUUUUAAAGUUUUUUUGUUCCUGCUCUUCCCUAUCAUUAAGCAGAGGUAUAUAUUAUAACAAAAAUGACGGCAAUGACUUAUUUUGUGACACCAUUUUUGUUAAUGUUUACCAAAUGACAUAGAUGCUAGAAACCAUUAUGAAGAGGUUCCCCAGGAUGAUAGUUUUUUCUAUUAACUUUUGUCCAGCAAGACUUUUUACAGGUAUGUUGUUUAUAAAUUCAACAACUUGCUGGGAUCUCCCUGUUUUUGAACAAAUCUUCCUGCUUUUCUUAAGAGAAAUCUAAAAUGUCCAUGUUUUGACAAUUUUAAUGUUUUUUAGCAUCAAAAAGGGAACAAUAAUACUAAAAACACUCUUUGCCUUAAAGCCAACAAAAAAACUUUCGAACGAUGUGUUGGAUAAGUUCCUUCCCACUGAACUGACAAAAAAUGAUUCUUGAUUUUAGUAUUAAUUCUUGUUAAAAUUAUCUUUAUCUGAAAAAUUGAUAAAUGGAUAUUUAAUGAUUUAUUUUAGCUCCAACAAGAGAAACUAAACAGUGAGAGCCAUUUAUUUAGUUGCACAAAAACCCUUCAAUUUUCAUUAAUUAAUUUUCAUGCUCUUCCUUGAACAAAUAGUUAUGCAUAAAAGAAAUGUUAUCGUAAAAGGUCAUUCUUUUUCUACAAAUAGUGGGCAUAUUUUUGGAAAAUGUGUGUAAUUUUCAGGAAAAUUAAUACGAAGUUCUUGUUAUCGGUUGACAAGAGCGUAUGUAUAAAACGCCCUUUUUAUGUACGAAGAAUGAGUACAUGAAGGGGGGAUUUUGCUCAGCUCGAUGGGCAUCCAUAUAUAUAUAUAUAUUUUCUGUAGCCUUGGUUCCUGGUUCCAAUGUACAGGGGGUUGCAACUUCCACAGGGAGUUGACAUUUUGACAUCUCUAUGCAUUUUGCUUUGCAACAACAACAACAACCAGUCUGUUGCCGCAAAAUGGAGAUAUGUUUGAACUUUAGGCAAGGAUCCUCUCGAGAAUAAGGGUUGCAAUGUGGCAAUUGCUGAGAAAAGAUGCCUGGUCAGUGGUCAGACGCAGGUUGGUAGUUGGAACUGAACAAACCGCUUGCAGUAGAUCUACAGUUUUCAAGCGGUGCCUCGUAACCUAUGUGCAAGGACAGUCUCCUCGCAAAGGUGUCCGAGAAUACUUUUACUACAUCGAUCACCAAGGUCAGCUAUUCCUAGAUGACACGAAAGUGAAAAAUUUCAUCACUUGCUUCAAAGAUAAACAGUUUCUUGCUUUCUUUUUCACAAGAUUAAAAAUAAACAAGACUGGAGUUUUUGAAAAAGAUUUUCCAUAUGUUUCACCUUGUGGCAAAGAGAUGAAUUACAUCCACUGUGAUGACCAUCCAAUUGUAUUUAGUAACUUUAUUCUACCUGAAGACCAAAGUGGGCAGCAAGACCAGUGGCUUUUAACAUACAAUGGCAUUGGACCAAAAGUGAAAUUUGAAUUUCAGCCUAAAAAGCUCUGCAUGUUGCCGAGUGGGCGAAUCUAUCACCCAGGUCCUGAAAAAGCUGGUGGUGUUGGAUUAGUGAAGUCUAGCCUUGCCAUUGAAUUGAGCCAAAACUUUGUACAUAAAAAUGGCAACUCUGAGCAUGACCCACCAACCCAUUUUGUUUGGAAUAAUGUUGAGCAUGAGCUAGAUAAUGAAUUGUGGGAAUUUUUGCAAGGGCACGGUCUUUAGAAAAAUUGUGUAUAAUUGCAUUGCAUGAUCAUUCAAAUCGCUGGAGGAAAAAUUCUGAAUUUUUUCCAAAUUUUUCAUAUAUUCUUCAGAAAGACUCGUAAGUAAAUGCAAGUAAAUUUUCAUUUCUCUCACACGUUUUUGCAGACAUAUUUGAGUAAGUAUUUUGAAGAAAUAUAUUUAAAUAUGUAAAUGAAUGAUUUUAUUGAAUUUGCUCAAAAAGUCUCGGUCCCAAUCCAUUUUGGUAUUUAAACAACUCAACUAGGCAUCUCUUAUUUCUUGCAUGAAGUACAGCUUGCAGUUUCUCUCUUGGCCUCUCUCUUGAUGAUGGCUAAAGCUCUAUUGCAGAUUCUUUCAUAUUGUUAUGUAUACAUAUUUAACAUAUCAAGUAUGGUAUAUCUGUAUUACAACAUCUAUGGUAGAAUCAUAACUUCAUAGAUCGUUUCUGCUACCCAUAGGCUAAUGUUAUGUUAUAUACAAGCCAGCAGUUUUGCUCUCGAGAAGUCUUUUAUGUAGGUCUGUGCAAGAUGCUGCUUCAUGGUCAACUUUUGUCCAACCCUAUAUAUUUGUACCAGUCCGUUUCACUAAUCACCUGAUUGUUCAACAAAAUGCUUACUUUUGUAGUGAUAGCAUCUAAGCCUUUGUUCACAUUUUUUUGUUCCUGUCGUGUUUUCAUGCUACGCUUUGCUGCUUGUAUAUGCUGCUGUAUUUAUUUAGGAAAGAUAAUAACACGA